UAUUUCUCGUAACAAAAAAAUUCUGUCAAUUUCACUUUUUUAAAUCAAAGAUUAAAUUUUUUCAUGAAAACGGAAUAAAAACUCCUAAAGAAUAUGAUGGACAUUUUACUCACUGUAUUGAACAAAGUGGUGGAAGUGCUGUUGAUCUUGUUGAAUUAGUUGUUAAAAAAUUUCCUUCUUACAGAGAUGAAGCUAUUUAUGAUGGACAACGAGUCAGUUUUUAUAAACGAGCACAAAUUUUAGUUGCUGAUAUUUGGGGAUGCUUUAAUGGACAUGGUUUCGGUCAUUUUACUGAUAUGGAUGGUUUAACAAUGUUUGCUGAUUAUCGUGUUCCACAAGUUUUAUCCCAUGAAGGUGUUCUUGUUUAUUCAAAUGAAUUAAAACAUCGAAUUGAAAGAAAAGAAGAAAUUCCAUUUGGAGAUCCAGAUGAAUGUGAAAUACGUGCUGCAUCAAUUUUAUCUGUACAUCUUAUUGUUAAUCAAGCAAAUGAAAAAAUUCCUUUAGAAAAAGAUACAGGAGAUGGAGGACAAAGAUUAAAUGCACCACUUGUUGAUGUUUAUUUAUGGCGAAGAAGACGAGAAUUAACUCAAUUUUACAAACAAACACCUUUUCAUCGUACAAGAUCAAUUUUUUAUUAA
Molecule: messenger RNA, 638 nt
Organism: Rotaria sp. Silwood2
Lineage: Eukaryota; Metazoa; Rotifera; Eurotatoria; Philodinida; Philodinidae
Source: the annotation of a GenBank genome assembly